CCCACCCCGCCUCGUGUCCCGUCUGACCUGCGGAGGGAGCCCCAGGCCGCCGGCUCCCCCCUGCCGCCGUCCUGGGGCUCCCCGCCUUGAGCCCUAGUGCCCGGGGACAGCCGUCCAGGCCGGGUGGCGUGCCUGCGGGCCGGCGGGCCUGACUCGCUCGGUGCCCUGCGCAGAACAUCCGCUCCCUAAUGGGCACGGAGAAGACCAAAGGCUUCUGCCAGCUGGUGGUGUCGUCCAGCCUGCGCGACGGCGUGUCGCACCUGAUCCAGUCUGCCGGCCUGGGCGGCAUGAAGCACAACACGGUGCUCAUGGCCUGGCCGGAGGCCUGGAAGCGGGGCGACAACCCCUUCUCCUGGAGGAACUUCGUGGACACGGUGCGCGACACCACGGCAGCGCAGCAGGCCCUGCUGGUGGCCAAGAACGUGGACCUUUUCCCGCAAAACCAGGAGCGCUUCAGCGACGGGCACAUCGACGUAUGGUGGAUCGUGCACGACGGGGGCCUGCUCAUGCUGCUGCCCUUCCUACCCCGUGUCCGCAGGAACCAGUCCAACGUGCGGCGGAUGCACACGGCGGUGAAGCUCAACGGUGUCGUCCUCAGCAAGUCCCAGGAGGCCCAGCUGGUCCUGCUCAACAUGCCGGGGCCCCCCAAGAACCGGCAAGGGGAUGAGAAUUACAUGGAAUUUCUCGAGGUCCUGACCGAGGGGCUCAACAGGGCGCUGCUGGUGCGGGGCAGUGGCCGAGAGGUGGUCACCAUCUAUUCCUGACCCCUCACAGAGGUUUCCAGAACCCCUCACGGCCCAGCGUGGGGAGCCGGUGGGCUCACGUCCGGCCAGGACACAGCCACCCACGCUGCCACGCUCCAGAAGUGACCGCUCAGCCGCACUCCCGCCAGCUGCCCCACCCAGCUGGACGCGCAGGAAAGGCCACCGCCGGGGCCCGGUCGCCCCGCCCAGAGACCCCAGCCGGCCGGCGUGGCCUGGGGAGACGGGCACCCUGCGGGCCAGCCCUGCCGCUGCCCUCUACCCGCUGCCGGCCCUGAGCGCAGGGCGCCCCGCUGCGAGGGCGAGUCUGGACUUGAAGGAGAGCACACACCCCUCGGGGAAGACCCGCCCGUGCCAGGGCCCGCAGGCGGUCUGCACUCAGGCCCCGCCCUCCAGUGGGGCUGGCCGCCCUGCCCGUGUCCACCCAGGGUGCGCCCCGCCCCGCCCCCAGUAGCCCGAGGCCACGCACAGUCUGUGUCCUCGGCCCCGUCUCCGUGUGGCCUGUUAGUGGAAUAAAGUCGUGUAGACCUGA
Molecule: messenger RNA, 1293 nt
Organism: Condylura cristata (star-nosed mole)
Lineage: Eukaryota; Metazoa; Chordata; Mammalia; Eulipotyphla; Talpidae
Gene: SLC12A7
Product: solute carrier family 12 (potassium/chloride transporter), member 7
Exons: 4
Coding region: 189-764 (191 amino acids)
Biological process (GO): cell volume homeostasis; chemical synaptic transmission; potassium ion import across plasma membrane
Cellular component (GO): membrane
Molecular function (GO): potassium:chloride symporter activity
Source: RefSeq, a predicted model, not a curated record